AUGAAUACUAUGCAUGUCAUUUAUGUAUUGAUUAGUUGUUCAAUUUUUUUACCGUCAUUUAUUUAUUCCAAUGAAGAUUUUUAUCAACUACUUGGAAUAACAAAAUCAGCUACGCAACGUGAUAUACGACGUGCAUUUAAACGUUUAGCACUUGAAAAGCAUCCAGAUAAACGAACUGGAGAUCCAGACGCACAUGCAGAAUUUUUACGAAUCAAUCGUGCAUAUGAAAUUCUACGUGAUGAUGAAUUAAGAAAAAAAUAUGAUACAUAUGGUGAAGAAGGUCUUAAAGAUGAUUUUAAUCGUGGCAAUCAAUAUCAAUCAUGGAAUUUUUAUCAACAUAAUUUUGGUAUUUAUGAUGAAGAUCCAGAAAUUAUCACUCUUAGUCGAGCCGAUUUUUUACAAUCCGUUGUUGGUGCACAAGAUGUAUGGUUUAUUAAUUUCUAUUCUCCACAAUGUUCACAUUGUCAUGAUUUAGCACCAGUGUGGCGUGAAAUAUCGAAAUUACUUGAAGGUGUUAUUCGUAUUGGUGCAAUUAAUUGUCAAGAUGAAUGGAUGAUGUGUAAUGAACAAGGUAUUCAAGCUUAUCCAACAUUACGUAUUUAUCCCAAACGUGAUACUUAUCAAGGUCCAAGAGAAAAAGAUGCACUUAUUCGUUAUGCAAUGAGCUUUGUAUCAGCUAAUGUUAUUAAAUUUGAUGAUCGAAUGUUUAAGAGUUUAAAAUUUGAUAAAAAUAAACCAUGGGUUGUAUCAUUUUGUCGAGAAAUUGAUGAAGGUGAUUGUUUAGAUGAUGAUCAAGUUUAUAAAUUAGCUGUUAUGCUAAAUAAUCUUGUACAAGUUGCUAGUGUUAAUUGUCAUGCUGAUCCAGAUGUAUGUAAUCAAUUACAACCAGAAAGUUCUAUUCUUUAUUAUCCAGCUGAAGAAUUUCCAUCGAAUAAUAGUUAUAAAAUAACAAGUUUAAAUUUAAAAGAUAUUGUUUCACAAAUCUUAGCACUUUUACCUGAUUUAUCAUUAAUUACAGAAGAUCAAUUUAAUAAAUUAAUCAAUCAUUUGAAGCAAAGUACAGUUGCCAAACCAUGGUUAAUUCAUUUUGUUGAUCAAACGAAUAAUGAUAAAGAUCAUGAUCUAAGAAAAUUACCAUCAAUGUUAACGGAGUAUAACGUUGGUCGAUUCGAUUGUUCAUCAUCACAAAAUACCUGUACUGACUUAUACAUAUUCAAAAAACCUGCUUUUAUUUUAUUCAAACGAGGUGGUCAUUAUGAAUUCUAUUAUGGUCGUCAUAUAUCUAAUGAUAUUGCUGGAUUUGUUCGUGAUAAUGCUUUUUCACCAUUACGUACAUUAAUUCCUUCUGAUUUUCCAUCGGUAACAACUGAUUCAAAACCAUUUAUAAUCGAUUUCUUUUCGCCAUUUUGUCCACCAUGUAUGCAUUUAUUACCUGAAUUUCGUAAAGCAUCAAACCGUUUGAAUGAUAAAGUUAAUUUUGGUACAGUUGAUUGUACAAUACAUCAACCAUUAUGUCAACAAACGGGUAUAAAUUCAUAUCCAACAACAAUAAUGUACAAUCAAUCAGUUCAACAUUAUUUUAAUGGUCAACAUCAUGAACAAGCAAUAAUCAAUUUUAUUGAUGAUAUAUUAAAUCCUACUGUUAUUUCAUUAGAUAAUGAUUUAUAUGUAAAGUUAAUCGAAAAUAAAAAUUCAAAUGACAUGUGGUUAAUUGAUUUUUUUAUGCCAUGGUGUUAUCCAUGUCAACAAUUAAGUGGUGAAUGGAGAACAUUAUCAAAAUAUUUAAAAGGUAUUGCUUAUGUUGCACAAGUAGAUUGUACAGUUCAAUCCUAUCUAUGUCAAAGACAAGGUGUUUAUAGUUAUCCAACAAUUCGUCUCUAUCCAUCAAAUGCUGACGGACAAACUUAUAUUUUAUAUAAUAAUGGAUGGCGUGAUGCAAAUUCAUUGCGAGCAUGGGCAUUUCAAUAUUUACCAAGUAAAGUUAUUGAACUUGAUGAAAAAAAUUUUUCGACAAAUAUUUUACGUGACUCAAAACCAUGGUUAAUUGAUUUUUAUGCACCUUGGUGUGGUCAUUGUCAUCAUUUUUCACCAAUAUUUGAAAGUAUUGCACGUAGACUUGAUGAAAAAGUAAAUUUGGGUAAAAUUAAUUGUGAUAAUCAUCGACAAGUUUGCGAACGAGCAUCAAUUCGUGCUUAUCCAACAGUUAAAUAUUAUAAAGGUUCAAGUGAUUCUAAACGACAAGAUUUUCUCGGUGAUGAAAUAGGAAAUUUAGAUGCAGAUUUUAUUGUUAAUUAUAUUACUAAUCAGCUAAAAGAACAACAACAAACAUCAAAUGUACAUCAUACAACUGAAUUAUGA
Rotaria sp. Silwood1 is the source of this 2358-nucleotide messenger RNA. The record is from the annotation of a GenBank genome assembly. Lineage: Eukaryota; Metazoa; Rotifera; Eurotatoria; Philodinida; Philodinidae.